CAGUCUCGAGUACUGGCUCAGCGUGAGGCCUGAGGCGAAACAAGAGGAUGGUUGUAAGACACAGCGCUGCAGUUCGGAGAGAUCAUGGGAGGAUACUAAGAAACGGAUUUUUCUGAUCCACUUCAUCCUGCUUCAACAGUCAACUCUAUCGCUCCUUGAAGGAGCGCCAGUUGGGUGCUCGGGUGAACCCCGACUGUGCGCGAAAACGGGAUUACUUAGUGCUACCGGGCACCUGUACGCGCCGGCUUUGACCGGGACCGCUCGACCACCCUUACUGUGGGAUGGCGAAGGCACGCUACAUCGUUCGCAACUUGACUCCAGAGGAUCGGAUCCUCUCUCUCUUUUCUGGAGCCACCACCCGGCACCGUGCCUUUGCAUCUAAAAUGUAUAUUUUAGGACGAGCCUAUCAGAAUCCCCGAGAUAUCUUGACGCUCAAAAAAUAACAGCUGACCCAGUACGAUGUGAUAGCCUUGACUUGGCCUUGACCACGUUUCGAACAGGCGCCCGGCAAUGUAUAUAACACCAUGGUGUGGGAAGGCGCCUCUAUUCCUUCUCUCUCCCGCACACUCACCACCAGAAUUUUCUCGAGCUCAACUAUAUUUCUCUUUCUCAUACGAACGAUGUUGCCUGCAAUAUACAC
This is a messenger RNA of Coniophora puteana RWD-64-598 SS2, 640 nucleotides long. RefSeq lists its product as uncharacterized. Lineage: Eukaryota; Fungi; Basidiomycota; Agaricomycetes; Boletales; Coniophoraceae. The coding region runs from base 282 to 443 and encodes 53 amino acids. The transcript is spliced from 2 exons. The record is from RefSeq and is a predicted model, not a curated record.